This is a messenger RNA of Rana temporaria (common frog), 720 nucleotides long. It is a transcript of the gene C5H8orf82, whose product is annotated as chromosome 5 C8orf82 homolog. NCBI's taxonomy places the organism in Eukaryota, Metazoa, Chordata, Amphibia, Anura, Ranidae. The transcript is spliced from 3 exons. Bases 58 to 702 code for a protein of 214 amino acids. The record is from RefSeq and is a predicted model, not a curated record.
ACGAGUAGAGUAAACAGAGAGGCGGAGUACAUUUUGACAAGGGGCGGGACGGUCUCCAUGGUGACGGUGCGGCCUGUCCUAGCGAUGUCCUGCUGGCCUGUACUGCGGGCUCUCCGCCUGCCCCGUCUCCCCGCCCCCCGCUGGGUGAGCUAUGUGCAGGGACAGAGCCCGGGGCCACGACUGAGGGAAUAUUUCUAUUACAUCGACCACCAGGGCCAGCUUUUCCUGGAUGACACCAAAGUGAAGAAUUUCAUCACCUGCUUCAAAGAUAAACAGUUUCUGGUUUUCUUCUUCAAACAAGUGCGGAGGAAUCGGAGCGGACGCUAUGAGGAGGAGUUCCCGUACAUCUCGCCGUGCGGCAGGGAGCACAACUACAUCCGCUGCGAUGACCGCCCCGUCGUCUUCACACACCUCCUGCGGGAGGAGAGCUCGGGGCUCCAGAAGUUGUCGUACUGCGGUGGAGGGGACCAGCUGGCGGUGGGUUUUGAACCGGAGAGACUCGUGAUGCUUCCAGAAAACGGGCGGGUGUAUCACCCUGCGCCGGAGAAGAGCGGCGGAGUGGGCCUUGUGAAGUCUUCGCUGGCUUUCGAGCUCAGCUCUUGUUUUGAAUUCCCCGGUGGGUCUACUUCUGGGACCCCCAGCCAUUUUCAUUGGGAAGGCAAGCGGUAUAUCCUCACCAAUGAGCUGAGGCCGCUCAUCUGAGGCUGUUCACCCGAGACC